AUGGAGGAAGAUGGGAUUGAUGCGGACGCGCGUACGUUCGACGCGCUUGUGUUGGGCGCGUGUAAGGUUAAGAAGGUGGAUGGUGGUAUGAUGCUUGUGAAAAGGAUGGUGGAUGAUGGAGUUCCUAUUUUGUAUUCAAAGCACAUGUUUGUGAUUAGGGGUUUGUUGCAGAUGAAAUGCUAUGAACAAGCUUUGAGGUAUGUGAAGGGUUUUGGUGGAAAAGAUAAAGCUUUGGAUGCUGAACUUUUUGGGUAUUUGGCUAGCCAGCUUGUAGGGUUGAAGAGGAUUAAGGAGGCAGUGAUUGUUUUGGAGGAAAUGGACCAAAGGGGUUUGCCAAUGGGUCACAAAUUGAGAAUCUUUUAUGAGAAGAAUGCUGGAAAUGAGGAUAAAGGGGAGAAGAAGAAGGAGAAGAAGAGGAGUGGUUGA
Messenger RNA from Arachis stenosperma, 426 nucleotides. RefSeq names its product pentatricopeptide repeat-containing protein At2g40240, mitochondrial-like. Gene Ontology annotation, molecular function: protein binding. NCBI's taxonomy places the organism in Eukaryota, Viridiplantae, Streptophyta, Magnoliopsida, Fabales, Fabaceae. Bases 1 to 426 code for a protein of 141 amino acids. The transcript has a single exon. The record is from RefSeq and is a predicted model, not a curated record.